This is a messenger RNA of Arabidopsis arenosa, 2372 nucleotides long. NCBI's taxonomy places the organism in Eukaryota, Viridiplantae, Streptophyta, Magnoliopsida, Brassicales, Brassicaceae. The record is from the annotation of a GenBank genome assembly.
CGUAAGAGAGAAAUAAAUAAAAAGGAUUCAUGUUCAGAUCUUCUUCUAUGAGCAUACCAUGAUUCUCUCGCUAUGCGUUGGCUUCCGCAAAUCUCGUUCUCGUCUCCUUCUUCUUCUCCAUCUUCUUCUCUAAAACCCGUGGCUUCUUACUCUGAAUCUGCAGAUCCAGAUCGUAAUCAGGAUCGGGAUCGAUUUCAUCGCCGCUUGUUUCGUUUUAACCGCGGUAGGCUCACCCGCCAGAGGAAGCUUCGUCACUUGACGGAUGACGAUGUUUUGUUGGGAGAACGUCGCGCUUCUACGUCUUCCUCCACCUUCGAUUCCGGUUUAACUCGCUCUCCCAGCGCUUUCACCGCCGUUCCUCGCUCUCCUUCUGCCGUUCCCUUACCGUUACCUCUCCCGUUACCGGAGGUCGCCGGGAAUCGUAAUGCCGGAAACGGUAGAGGAUUGGAUGAGAGAGAUCGAGAUCCCGAGAGAGUUAUUGCUGACCGCACCUCUUCUGGUCCUCCUCUCACCAGCGUCAAUGGCGGCUUUGCCCGUGACUCGAGGAAAGCUACAGAGAAUUCGUCAUAUCAAGAUUUUAGUCCGAGAAACAGAAAUGGUUAUUGGGUGAACAUUCCAACCAUGAGUGCACCAACGAGUCCGUACAUGAGUCCUGUGCCUAGUCCACAAAGGAAGAGUACUGGACAAGAUUUGCCUUUUUUUUAUUUGCCUCCUAAAAGCAAUCAAGCUUGGUCAGCUCCAGAUAUGCCACUUGAUACCUCUGGACUUCCUCCUCCUGCAUUUUACGACAUCACUGCGUUUAGUACCGAUAAUUCUCCCAUCCAUAGUCCACAACCUCGGAGUCCACGCAGACAGAUCAGAAGCCCACAACCGAGCAGACCAUCUUCACCGUUGCAUUCCAUUCUAUCCCCUGAUAGCUCAGCUCCACCACGGGAUAGUGUUUCCUCACCCUUGCAUCCGAGGUUGUCUACUGAUGUUACGAAUGGGCGACGUGAUAGCUGCAAUGUUCAUCCUUUGCCUCUCCCUCCUGGAGCUGCUUGUCCCUCUUCCUCAGCUGCUUCUGUUCCGUGCCCGCAGGCUCCACUCAAACUGGAUUCAUUCCCGAUGAAUUCCCAGUGGAAGAAAGGGAAGCUAAUAGGUCGGGGUACUUUUGGAAGUGUUUACGUUGCAAGCAACAGUGAAACUGGAGCAUUGUGUGCGAUGAAAGAAGUUGAGCUAUUUCCUGAUGACCCGAAAUCCGCAGAGUGUAUAAAGCAAUUAGAGCAGGAGAUCAAACUUCUAAGUAACCUUCAACAUCCAAACAUUGUGCAGUAUUUUGGUAGUGAGACAGUAGAAGAUCGUUUCUUUAUAUACCUGGAGUAUGUUCACCCGGGUUCAAUAAACAAAUAUAUCCGUGAUCAUUGCGGUACCAUGACAGAAUCUGUUGUUCGCAAUUUUACUCGUCACAUUUUGUCUGGGCUGGCUUAUUUGCACAAUAAAAAGACAGUCCAUAGGGAUAUCAAAGGUGCUAAUCUCCUUGUUGAUGCUUCUGGGGUUGUCAAACUUGCUGACUUCGGCAUGGCUAAACACCUUACCGGGCAAAGAGCUGAUCUCUCGUUAAAGGGAAGCCCGUACUGGAUGGCACCAGAGCUCAUGCAAGCUGUGAUGCAAAAAGAUAGCAACCCAGAUCUGGCUUUUGCUGUUGAUAUAUGGAGUUUAGGAUGUACAAUCAUUGAGAUGUUCACUGGGAAGCCUCCUUGGAGUGAGUUUGAAGGGGCUGCAGCUAUGUUCAAGGUCAUGAGAGAUAGCCCACCGAUACCUGAAUCAAUGUCACCUGAGGGUAAGGACUUUCUGAGAUUAUGCUUCCAGAGAAACCCAGCUGAGCGACCAACCGCAUCUAUGUUGCUAGAACAUCGGUUCCUAAAGAACUCUCUGCAACCAACUUCACCAAGCAACAGCGAUGUCUCAAAUUUCACUCAGUUAUUUAACGGGAUGAACAUAACGGAACCAAGCGGUAGAAGAGAGAAGCCAAAUUUCAAACUAGACCAGGUCCCGCGAGCUAGAAACGUGACAUCCUCAGAGAGUGAAAGUGGGCAGCAGCAGCAGCAACAACAGUACCGGUCUCCCGAUCUAACAGGAACCACCGUGAACCGUCUGUCUCCUCGAUCCACUCUCGAGGCAAUUCCAAGCCCGUCUCCUUCCCAACGACCUAAACCCAGCAGCACUGACAGGAGAAGAACCGGCGUCUCUUCAGACCACCUUUGAUUUGCAGCUUGAGAGGUUAACCACUAGAAGCUACUUGUAUACGUAUUCUUGUACACGUAAGUGUAUGUCAAUGUACGUAUUUAGAGUUUGGCGUCGUGAAUUGGGAUGAAUGAAAAUCAUGUGGGUGG